GUUCUACUCGCGCAUCUCCGACUUCCACCAUGGCUGAACAGAUCGAGAAGGCCUACCAGCAACAGCACCUCUUCCAGAACGCCAAGCGGGUGGGCGGAAAGGUCUCCACCAAGACUAAGCGGUGGUACAAGGAUGUUGGUCUGGGAUUCAAGACGCCUGCUGAGGCAAUUAACGGUACCUACAUCGACAAGAAGUGCCCCUUCACUAGCGACAUCUCCAUCCGUGGCCGUAUCCUGACUGGCCGUGUUGUCUCCACCAAGAUGACGCGUACGAUCAUCAUCCGGAGAGAUUAUCUUCACUAUGUCCCAAAAUACAACCGUUACGAAAAGCGACACAAGAAUCUUGCUGCACACGUUUCCCCCGCCUUCCGUGUUGAGCUGGGCGAUAUGGUCACUGUCGGCCAAUGCCGGCCGUUAUCCAAGACCGUCCGUUUCAACGUUCUGCGUGUAGCGAAGAGCAAGGAAGCGACCAAGUCCUUUGAGAAGUUCUGAGGAGAGGAUGGGGUUUGGACCCGUGUUCGGACCAGGCAACUGCAUAUACUUUCAUAUGGGUCUGUGUCUUCCACUGAUAGGCUAGUGGGAUGCGCUGCAUGUAGCAGGUUAUGCAACUUUUAUGAGCCUAUGAUGACCUCCUCAGUAUGCCUGCCCGCUUGUCUUAUUCAGACCUCUGGAUG
This is a messenger RNA of Dacryopinax primogenitus, 673 nucleotides long. RefSeq lists its product as uncharacterized. Gene Ontology annotation, cellular component: cytosolic small ribosomal subunit; ribosome. The record is from RefSeq and is a predicted model, not a curated record. The coding region runs from base 30 to 491 and encodes 153 amino acids. Lineage: Eukaryota; Fungi; Basidiomycota; Dacrymycetes; Dacrymycetales; Dacrymycetaceae. The transcript is spliced from 5 exons. Gene Ontology annotation, molecular function: structural constituent of ribosome. Gene Ontology annotation, biological process: translation.